Molecule: messenger RNA, 481 nt
Organism: Gastrolobium bilobum
Lineage: Eukaryota; Viridiplantae; Streptophyta; Magnoliopsida; Fabales; Fabaceae
Exons: 1
Coding region: 72-365 (97 amino acids)
Source: RefSeq, a predicted model, not a curated record
GCCACGCGCGUUCGAGAGCAAGCAAAUACAGCAAAGAAAGAAAGAAGUUGAGUAAAUAAGAAAAGAAUGGUAUGUUCGUUGUAGAUGCCAGAGAAGUGUUGAGGUUUAAGAAAGAAUCACUCACUAGUAGUGGAAUUAGUGGAAUAGAUCAGAAUCAUCAGAUAGAAAUGGCGAAUCAGUUGGGAAAUCUGGUGGAGUCGAUAAAGUCAAAGGUGAGGUCACUGAAGAAAAAAGCGAAGAAGCCAUACGUGAAGAUGGACAAGAGUGCAAGCGUCAAGGUUGAGAUUCGCAGCAGAAAAGCUCGCAAGCUCAUAGACAAGACCUUAAAAGCUGCUGAUACUCCCGGCAAGCAAGCCCUCUCUUAAUUCAAACCUAUUCUUUUCCCUAUCUCUCUCACUCCCUCGAUCAAUAUGUAUAUCCUGCAACUGCUGCUUUGUUUCUGCAUCGAUCAAAAUUAUAUAUAUAUUACUCCAUUUAUCUA